Messenger RNA from Platichthys flesus (European flounder), 4625 nucleotides. RefSeq names its product estrogen receptor 2a (gene esr2a). Bases 405 to 2108 code for a protein of 567 amino acids. Lineage: Eukaryota; Metazoa; Chordata; Actinopteri; Pleuronectiformes; Pleuronectidae. Gene Ontology annotation, molecular function: nuclear estrogen receptor activity; sequence-specific DNA binding; steroid binding. The record is from RefSeq and is a predicted model, not a curated record. The transcript is spliced from 9 exons. Gene Ontology annotation, cellular component: nucleus. Gene Ontology annotation, biological process: cellular response to estradiol stimulus; regulation of DNA-templated transcription; estrogen receptor signaling pathway.
AGCAGCUUUUCUCCUCUGAUCAUCUCCAGCUUCGUCUUUUCUCCACCAGUCACUCAGGAGCUGAAGAGACUGGGAGCUCGAGCAGCGGCUCUGCUGACACCUCCACCCCGGAACCAGCGCAUGACAGCCCGGCUGGACUUCAACUCCGUCACCCGCCCCCCCCCCAACCACCCACCAACCACCACUCCGGUGCAACUUUUCUCUGCAAACUUGCUUCUUCUGACAUGAAUCUGAGGAUUUCAUGAGAAACGUUAAACGACAGCGGCCUGUGUUUGUUAUUCUGCUCCUGCUCAUUUCAAAGUUCUCUCACGAUGACGUCACCACAGUGAAGGACAUUAGAGACAAAAUGACUGAGACCUUGUGAUGGAGUAAACCUGCUGAUCCUCAGACUGUCUGUAGCCGUGAUGGCCGCCGCCUGUGCAGAGAGGGACCAGCAGCUCCUGCCGCUCCAGGAAGUGGACUCCAGCCGAGUGAGGAGCUGCGUCCUGUCUCCGAUCCUCAGCUCGUCCCCUCCCGGUCUGCCCCUCGACGGCAGCCAGCCCAUCUGCAUCCCGUCCCCGUACGCCGAACUGGGCCACGACUUCGCCACCAUCCCCUUCUACAGCCCGACCAUCUUCAGCUACGCCGCUCCCAGCAUCUCAGAAUGUCCCUCCGUCCACCCGACCCUCAGCCCGUCUCUGUUCUGGCCCGGCCACGGCCACGGCCACAUGGGGCCGCCCAUGCCCCUGCACCGCUCCCAGGGUCGACCCCAGCAUCCCCAGCCCAUCCAGAGUCCGUGGGGGGAGCUGACGCCGCGGGACAGUGUCCUGGCAAACAGUAAGAGUGUGAGGAGGCGUUCCCAGGAGAGCGAGGACGGCCUGGUGUCGUCCGGCGGAAAGUCCGACCUCCACUACUGCGCCGUGUGCCACGACUACGCCUCGGGCUACCACUACGGAGUGUGGUCGUGUGAGGGGUGCAAGGCCUUCUUCAAGAGGAGCAUCCAAGGACACAACGACUACAUCUGCCCGGCGACCAAUCAGUGCACGAUAGACAAGAACCGGCGUAAGAGCUGUCAGGCCUGUCGCCUCCGGAAGUGCUACGAGGUCGGGAUGACCAAGUGUGGGAUGCGAAAGGACCACGGGAGCUUCAGGAACACCAAGCCGAGGCGGAUGACGCGUCUGUCCUCGCAGGGCAAAGCCGGCGGACCCAAGGCUCUGCCCGGACCAGUGGCGGCGGCCCUUAUGAAUGAGCUGCAGCCUCCAGCGCUGACCCCAGAGCAGCUGAUCGAGCGGAUAAUGGAGGCGGAGCCGCCGGACAUCUACCUCAUGGGGGACACAAGCGGCCCGCUGACCGAGGCCAACGUCAUGAUGUCACUCACCAACCUGGCCGACAAGGAGCUGGUUCACAUGAUCACCUGGGCCAAGAAGAUUCCAGGGUUCGUGGAGCUGGGCCUGUUGGACCAGGUGCACCUGCUGGAGUGCUGCUGGCUGGAGGUGCUGAUGAUGGGACUGAUGUGGAGGUCGGUGGACCAUCCAGGGAAACUCAUCUUCUCCCCCGACCUCAGCCUGAGCAGAGACGAGGGGAGCUGCGUUCAGGGCUUCUCCGAGAUCUUUGAUAUGCUCAUCGCUGCCACGUCCCGAGUGAGAGAGCUCAAGCUGCAGCGGGAGGAGUACGUCUGCCUCAAGGCCAUGAUCCUCCUCAACUCCAACAUGUGCCUCAGCUCGUCCGAUGGCAGCGAGGAGCUGCAGAGUCGCUCCAAGCUGCUGCUCCUCCUGGACGCCGUCACGGACGCUCUGGUGUGGGCCAUCGCCAAAACGGGCCUCACCUUCCGGCAGCAGUACACGCGCCUCGCUCACCUGCUCAUGCUGCUCUCACACAUCCGCCAUGUCAGUAACAAGGGCAUGGACCACCUCCACUGCAUGAAGAUGAAGAACAUGGUGCCCUUGUACGACUUGUUGCUGGAGAUGCUGGACGCCCACAUCAUGCACAGCUCCCGCCUGCCACGCCAAGCCACCCCCCAGCCGGAGUGCAAGGAGCAGGGGGAGGUUCCCGCUCGACCCCCCUCUGGGAACAGCUCCUCCACCACCUGGACUCCCGGUCCUUCUGGAGAUGGAGGUGAAGCCCAGUAGACAAAUGGAGGAACUCGAACAGGAAGAAGUUUCACGGCUUUGCAAAGACACAUCCACAGGACUGUGUGGAGUCUCGUGAGCUUCUCAAAUCCUUCGUUUCGGCUUUAGAAGAAAGACCAAACUCAUCGCACAGUGAAAAACCAGAGUGGAAUGAGAAGAAGAACAAACUUUACAGAUAAUGAUCAGCUUCUUGUGCAAAGGGACAGGACGUCCAUGUCCUUUGCUGAAGUCCUCAUGAGGAGACGGCUGUAGCAGAUGCUGAGAUGUUAUUACCAGAGAUACCACAGCUCCAGCCACACGAUAACAUCAGGUAUGAGCAGGAAAUAAAGGCCUUGGUAACACUUUGGUUAUUACAUUAUAUUUUCCAGAAGAUAACAGAGAUCCCUGAUAACUCAAGAUAACAGAUGAUGGGUCAGUUAAAGGUUGGUGUUCACCUCUGCAGAGAAUUCUCCGUCGUGAGCGCUUGUGCAUUGUUUGUGUUGUUCUGCAGAUGCACCUCCAGAACGCUAGUUGGCGAUGAAGGUUCUAUGCCACUUGUGUUGAGGUUCUUAAUGUACAUCACAACAACUGAGCGAGUGACGGAGACGGAGCCAAUAGAUGUGAAAAGGUGUAUGACCAAUGAAUGCGAGGAGGUAAUGCUAAUAAGUGGACCACUCCUGCGUUGUGUAGUUGCGUUACUAAGAAGAUCAAGUCAAGCUACAGCAUCACUUGCUCUUCUGGUGUUGAGUCUAUGCAGAAGUAUAAACUGACCUUACAGCUGAAUUCUAAAUCUGUUUUUUGACAGAUCUUCAUAAACAAGAUCUAACGAGCCAUAGUUUGUUUUCUUAUUGUCAAAGUUCACAUCACAAACCCUGACAUCUGUUCAUUUGUUGUAGGUCAACAGAGGAAGAUCAAAUGUUAUCGAAUUUACGCAAAAAACAUUUUAUUUUCGUAACGGGUACAAUUUGGAGCAAGGACGCAAUAUUUGUACUGAACCACCUGAUGUGUUAAUGUGCCUUUUUCUGGUUGUGGCCAAUGAGGAGGGUCACUUCACUAAUGACGAACAAUAACACAAACUAAAUGAUUCAUAUGAAACUAAGCCAGAUUUGUUGUUUUGAUCCAAAUCAAAGUUUUCAGCGACAAAGUAUUAAAGUACUAUAGUGUCCAACAACACUAUUAUUUUUUUGGUUAACCAAUAAACUGCCGCUUUAUCGCUUUGUUCACCUCCACCCGGCUCCAUCCGCAAAACACAGUAGUUGUAGAAGUACUGCUAAGUCUGUCGGUUAGCUUGUGUUGGGUUGUGCGACUUUCGGAAGAAGUAGUCAGAUCCUUUACGGUUCACUACUGUAUCAAAGCACAAGUUGGCAGCGCCGGGAUUUCUUUGUACGGCGGAGAUCAUUUUUCUUUAUAUGCGAGUAAUGCGACCAUUGAGGGUUAAAAAAAAAUACUAUAUAAUGAAAGAAAGAUCGGACAACAAAGCUAGCUUGGGCGAUUUUAGCUAACGAACGGAAAACUUUCCAAAUCGAAGUAAAUUACUUUUUCUUUUUUCCACACAAAUGAACAAAAUCUGAUUUGUUAUCAAGACAUUUUCACAGCAUCACAGCAAACCUUCACUUGACCACUAGAGGGAGCCACCUCUUGGAUAUUUGUCACUGUUCGGUCCCGGCUUCAUCGACCCCGAGACGUUGUACUUUUUUUCCGUGACGAAUCAUAACCAGCGUUGCUCUAACACAACUUUGCACUGCAUAUACACGACCUGAAGAUAAAGAAAAUAUUAUUUUUGUAUCUUUGUCGCGAUGAAGCUUCGACAAUCACAACCGUCAGAUUGAAGCUAGUUCAACAGAUUUUAAACGUCUGCACCACUUCAGCUGCUCUGUCUGCUUCUCCUCUGAUUUCAGAUCAUCACCGUGAACACGUUCUUACAGUAGAGCCUGACUGAUAUACAUCUUUAUAAAGAUAACAAUUAAAAUUUCUAUUAAUUCCUUAAUUCAUUAUCGAACCCUUAUGACAGAGAAAUGUAAUUGAGGCUUGAAAUUUUACAUUUUAACAACAAACGUCAUAAUUAAUAACUAAAGGUGACUUAGUUGUUUUGAAAAAUAAAAGUAAAUACGUCUGUGAAAAGCUCUUAUAGCUUUUUUUCUAAUUGUUGAAUUGGCCACUUCGAUCCGUCAGGCUCUAACUUCUUGUUCUUCAUAAUCCAAACAGAAACUCAUACCUGCUUCAUUUCUAAUGAAAACUUUUAAUAAUGAAUAUGUUAACAAAGUAAUUGUAAAUGAAAGGACUCAUUUUUGUUCUCGUGUCAAUUAUCACAUUUCUUCAUAUGUUAACUUUCAAACCAUCACUAAUGGAAUAAUGUCAGUGUUUUGAGUUGCUGUCAGUUUUCAUUCAUUUAUUCUUGUUGUACGUUUUUUUUAAUGUUUAUUCAUAAAACUCAUCCUGGUUUACACCAUGGAAUAAAGCAAAAAAUAUUGUACAGAAGCGACUGUGGCACAUUGAGUUGUGGUUUAUAAAUGCCAUUAAAAAAAAAUUAAGUCCUCA